AUGAAUUCCUUGCUGUUAUAUCUGUAUAUCUACGUUGUGGGUGGAUUGACUUUUAUUCCGCUUGUAUGCCUUGGAAUCAUCCUCAUCUUGAAGCACACUUUGCCAGUCGUUCCAGAUGACGUUACCGAAAGGGAAAGAUUAGAGGAAGAGAAAAGGGAAAAAGAUUCUGUUGCUCAAGGAAAUCCCGAAGGCUAUUUAAGUCUUAAGGGUGGCGAGAUUCAGGAUAGUACUGGGCUGGAUACGUUUAUGACGGGAUGGUUAACCGUUACCAGAGAGUUUUACCAGUUCCCUCAGAUAAAUCCCAAUGAGCAUGGUUCUAACACUGCUGCUGGAUCCACGAAUGAUCAUUCCGAAGGCGGUGAGAGGAACGGAACGUCAAUAUCCUCGUUUGUGAAGAUUGUCAAGGGUGAAGAGUUGCAGAACCAGCAACCGGUGCCGGUAGAUAACAAAAAGUUGAAGGCAAUUCGCAAGAAAUGUCGUUUCUUCGCAGUACUGAAGCAUGGGAACUUGUUUUUGUACAAAGAUGAAGACCAAAAGAACGUCCAACAGGUCAUUGUUCUUUCGCAUCAUGUCGUGUCGAUCUGGCCAUUGAAUCGCAGAGAUGGUCAACUUUUCACGAAGAGAAGUGCAGUGUGUCUUCUACGGUCCGAUAGUCCGAGCGAAAAGGAGAAUAUAUACAAAGCCUUGGCAUCCAAGGAGAUUGAUCAUUCCAUUUUGCGUGGAGCGUUUUAUCUAUAUGGCGAUUUGAAUGUGGAAAAAGAAGAUUGGUAUUUCGCACUGCUGCGAGCUACCACUAAAGCCACUUUGAAAACCAACAAGAUAGAAGUGGACUCGUUAGAGCCAAGUCUUUAUGCCAGGACUUUGCACUUCCACACGAGUGACAUGAACGAACUUAUCAAAACACUGAACUCCACCCCUGGACAACUGAGCACAAGAUGGCUCAAUGCUCUUAUCGGAAGACUCUUCCUUGCUUUCCAAGGCACAGACAAGUUCCAGAAGAUCAUUAUCGACAAAGUGAUCACCAAGCUGCAAAAGAUCAAUAAGCCUGGGUUCUUGGAUGACUUUCAAAUCACAAGAUUGAGCGUCGGGCAUGGAGGUCCCUUUAUCACGUUUCCGACUUUGGACACGCUUUCGCCAGAUGGCGAUCUUGUUGUCAAAUUCAACAUGUUGUAUCAAGGAGGCCUGACUCUCGAAAUUGCUACCAAGGCUUAUUUGAAUCUGACUAGUAGAUUCAAACCGAGAGAGGUUGCACUUAACUUGAAGAUUCAAUUGAGGAAGAUGGAGGGAGUAAUGGUGUUGAAGAUGAAGAAACCUCCUUCCAACAGAAUUUGGUAUGCAUUUGAGAAGAUGCCUUCUAUGGAUUUGGUCAUUGAGCCUGUGGUGAGUUCCAGAUCGCUUAACUACAACCUUGUGACGAACAUCAUUGAAAACAAGUUUAGAGAGGCCAUUCGUGAGAGUUUAGUUAUGCCCUUCAUGGACGACUUUGUGUUAUAUGAUACCCUAGGGGAAAUCUUUAGAGGAGGGAUUUGGGACUUAGCAUCGAGACCCCAGUUUGAGGGGACAAAAACCCAAACAGAGGAAACUCCCAAUGCUGAGACAGAAGACAGCACCAAUGCAGCGCCUCCUCCCCUUCCCCUUCGUGACCUCGAAGAGAGUCUUGAGCCUGAAUCUGAUUUGAGAGAGAGUCUUCCUAGUGCCAGUCCAUUGGAUGAUCUUGCGAUUUCCACGGGUGCGAGACAAACAACAGAUGACAACAUGUCUAUAUCGUCCAGGACAAGACCUUCCUCGGCAAUCUUGAAGAAUUUUGGGGAGAGAGCCUCAUCUGUAUUCAGCAAGAAGAGCGACGACGAUGCGAUUCCAUCCCCAGGCGUGGAGACCGAUUACACUGAUUUUGGUGAAGUCAACAUCCCUGCUGAUAAUGAGGAUGGUUCAGUUGAUUCCGGGUCAACGUCGGCCAGCAGAACAGCUACCCGUUACUCUCAAAACAUGAGCGCGUCCGUUCAAAAGCUACGGGGAUGGUACACUAAGGAGAAAAAGUCUUUCCAGAGUUUCCGCGAUUCAAAGGGUCAACCAAGUAGCGGUUCUUCCGAACAUUACGAUGAGGAAAAACCUGCUUACACUGCACCGGAAAUGAUCCAGUCACGCAGGCAAGUAAAGCCCAAACUUUCUGACAAAGACUUGGCUUCAAAGAAUACUGAUCGACUGGAUGAUACUGAACAUGCUCAGUAUAGUCAUUAUCAGUCAAACACUCACAAUGCUUCGUUGGGUGAUGGCAACUUCAGACCGGCAUAUGAAAAAGCACCUGAUAUGGUGAUAGCUUCCCCCAACUCGCAAAAUUCUUCCCCAUCUCAGCCGCGGAACGGCGUUUCCAUGUUUACGAGGAAAGAUGAUAGUGCAUUCAUACCAUCGCCUUCGAGUCCAUCUUCUGUUUCCGCUUUCCACCGGCCGGCUCCUCCACCACUUCCAUCAAGGUUGCCAGCUGUCGAGAUACCUAUUGAGAAAACUUCAGAGAAAACUGCAGAGAAUCCCGUUGAAAAAGCUGAGGAGACCACUUCAGAUUCAGAACCAGUGCAGACUGCUGUGACUGCAGAAGCCAAAAAAAUAGAGCCAAUUUCCGCAAAAGUCCCUCCUCCUUUACCUUCAAGAGAGUUACCGGUCGCUACAUCACCACCUCCCGACACGAGCAACCUGGAAAGAGCAAAAAGCGGUAGGAUAAGACGGCAACAUACUGACCGCAGCGAGGCUACAGAGAGCGAGUUUCUAAAUGAUUUUGGAUCUACGUCUCUGGAAUAG
Messenger RNA from Kuraishia capsulata CBS 1993, 2793 nucleotides. RefSeq lists its product as uncharacterized. Lineage: Eukaryota; Fungi; Ascomycota; Pichiomycetes; Pichiales; Pichiaceae. Gene Ontology annotation, cellular component: ERMES complex; endoplasmic reticulum. Bases 1 to 2793 code for a protein of 930 amino acids. The record is from RefSeq and is a predicted model, not a curated record. The transcript has a single exon. Gene Ontology annotation, molecular function: lipid binding. Gene Ontology annotation, biological process: phospholipid transport.